Molecule: messenger RNA, 2354 nt
Organism: Condylostylus longicornis
Lineage: Eukaryota; Metazoa; Arthropoda; Insecta; Diptera; Dolichopodidae
Gene: Sugb
Product: major facilitator superfamily domain-containing protein 6
Exons: 6
Coding region: 275-2011 (578 amino acids)
Cellular component (GO): membrane
Source: RefSeq, a predicted model, not a curated record
UUUUUUUCUUGUUUUUAUUUUUGUAUUCGUGUGUUCGUAUUCUAUAAUUAAGAAUUUUUAUAUCUAAUAUACAUAAAUUAUUAGACCGAUUAGAUUGUUAACCGCAAAAAAUUACAAAUAUAAUUUAAGGAUUACAUAUAAAAAGACAUAUCAAGAAAAUGAUACGCGUUAAUUAUUAAGGUCACUAAAAGACAAUUUUUUUGUUUGAAUUAGCUUCAAAGUUUCGAUAUAAAAAAUUAUUUAAAAAUUAAGUAAUAAAAAUAAAAACGAUAAAAUGAGAGCAACUGUGGAUAAAAAACUUCUACCAAUUAAAGCCCAUUAUUUUCUGUUUAAUGCAGGAACUGCACCCGUAGUGCCUUUUAUGCCAACAUUAGCACGUCAAUUAGGAUUUUCCACACAAAUUGUUGGUACAAUAUAUGCUGUAUUACCAAUUAUUGGAAUGUUAACAAAACCAUUAUUUGGUUGGAUAGCGGAUAAAUACCAAAGACAUAAAAUUUUAUUUAUAUUAGCUCAGUUAUUAACAGCUAUAUCAUUUUUUUGCAUAAUGUUUAUACCACCUGUGCCUACAAAAGUAGAACUAGACUGUAAUGAAGGUGCGAAUGAAAUUCGCUUUUGUCCAAAGAAUCCAAAAAUAAAUCAAUGUAUACAAGAUAAAUUGGAAAAACAUUUUAUUGGUGAAUCUCCUAAAUGUCAAAUGAUAUGUGAUGCAACACCAGCGCAUUGGGAUAUAAUAUGCAAGAACUGGAAUGUAACAGAACCAAACAAAUGUAAUAAAGAAUUACCAACAUUUCAAUAUGAUGUUAUAUUAAAUAUGAGCCAUAUAUUAAUAUCAGGAGAUUGUAUAUUUUUCCGUGAAUAUAGCGGAAUUAUGAAUGGUAUUAAUACAACAAUGUAUUGUCCAUCGGAUGCAAAUAAAUCAUUAUUUAAAUCAAAAUGCGAAUUGAUUUGUGAAGAUAAAUUUAUAAUGACAACGUUAGCAGAAGGAGAUACUACUCAUAAUGAAAGUGUUAGUGGUUUAUAUCAAUUUUGGAUAUUUUUUAGUUUAUUAAUUACAAGUUGGGCUGGUAUGGCAGUAGUUGUAAGUGUCGGUGAUGCUAUUUGUUUUGCUAUGUUAGGAGACCGUCAUCAUUUAUAUGGAAAUCAAAGAUUAUGGGGUGCAGUCGGUUGGGGUAUAUUCUCUAUAAUUGCUGGUUUAUUAGUUGAUAAAAUGUCUGGUGGAAGUCCAGUCAAAGAUUAUACAAUUAUAUUUUAUAUGGCUCUUAUAAUAAUUAUUUUUGAUAUGUUUGCAUCAACAAGAUUGGAGUUUACAGAAUCAAAAUUUUCUACAAGUAUUUUAAAAGAUGUUGGUAAAUUAUUUUUAUCUUUUCGUGUUAUAAUAUUUUUUAUUUGGUGUGUUUCGGUUGGAUUAUGUACGGCACUUAUAUGGAAUUUUUUGUUUUGGCAUUUAGAAGAUUUAACUGAUGCUGCUAAUAAACCAUUAUGUGAACCAGAUUAUAUGAAAACAUUACAAGGUUUUGCAAUGGGUAUACAAUGUUUUGGUGGUGAAUUACCAUUUUUUUUUUUAUCUGGUUGGAUUUUAAAAAAAAUUGGUCAUAUAAAUGCAAUGAGUUUGGUAUUAUUUGGUUUUAGUUUAAGAUUUAUUUUAUAUUCGAUAUUAUCAAAUCCAUGGUGGGUUUUACCAAUUGAAUUAUUAAAUGGUAUUACAUUUGGUAUAUUUUAUUCAACGAUGGCAUCAUAUGCAAGUAUUGUUGCACCACCAGGAACUGAAGCAACAUUACAAGGUAUGGUUGGUGCGAUUUUUGAAGGUGUCGGAGUUUCAAUUGGUAGUUUUAUUGGUGGAUUAUUAUUUAAUGCUGUCGGUGGGAGUAUAACAUUCCUUAUUUAUGGAGUUUGUGCAUUUAUUGUAUUUUUAAUGCAUGUUGGUGUACAAUAUUUUAUAAGUGGGAACGAUUCGGGUUACUCAGCAAAUUACAAUUUUCCUUCAAUGCUAUUGGAUGAUCAAGAUGCUUAAAUUGAUAUUUUUAGUGAAAUUUUAAAUAAAAGACAAAAUUUAUUAUUCAGUAUAAUUAAUUAUUAGUAGAUUUUUUUUAGUAUUUUAAAUGUUGAUUAGAAUGAAAAAUAAUUAAGAAAACAAAAAAAAAAAUAUAUUGAUUGUUAUUUCUUGUUAAUCUUCUUGUGUAAAUUAAAAAAAAAAAAUAAGUGAUAUGGCAUGUAUGUAAUUUUUAUAUUUUUUAAUUUUUAUGUAUAAAUAAAUUGUUUAAAUUUUUAUUAAAUUUGAUUUAUAUAGGUUUUUAUAAAAUUAUAUUUCAUUAUUUCUGUUAUUCAUUGUAUUUUUUAUAAAGGAUGUUUUUGUU